Messenger RNA from Rhineura floridana, 1195 nucleotides. RefSeq names its product mitochondrial ribosomal protein L18 (gene MRPL18). Gene Ontology annotation, molecular function: structural constituent of ribosome; 5S rRNA binding. The transcript has 5 exons. Lineage: Eukaryota; Metazoa; Chordata; Lepidosauria; Squamata; Rhineuridae. The record is from RefSeq and is a predicted model, not a curated record. Gene Ontology annotation, cellular component: mitochondrion; ribosome. Bases 493 to 1056 code for a protein of 187 amino acids. Gene Ontology annotation, biological process: translation.
AAAUAAUACGUUUCUAAACAUUUAAGAAUUCAUCCUGCACAUUCAAAUUCUAUUGUCAAUAUGCAUUGAGGAAACUAAGGCUAAACUAAGAAAGGCUUCCAAAAGCACUGCAACAGUACAACGUCAUUAUUGCAGUUUAGAGAUUGGGUUGAGACUAAUUUAGAUUCCUGGUUCCGAAUCCUCCAUGCAAAAUACCGCUCAGUGUGUAGUAACGGUCAAUCUACAUAAAUUGCCUCCUCACCGCGCCUUAUUCUAAUCCAAGUUAUGCGCUGAAUAACAUACAAAUACCUUAUACUCAAUUUAUUCACAUGUCAAAGUUUUGUGGAUUGAAAUUGAUUUUUUUUCAAGUAUAGCGAGGGCGGAAAUGUGUUUUAUCUUCUGUGGUUUGCAUCGAAACCGUGGAUGGCGCCGGACUGAGGUGGAGUGAAGUGCUGACUUUCCCUUAGUGAAAAUGGCGCUACCUGAUGUCCUGUAGUGUGCUCUUUUCCUGGCAUGAUGGCAUUGAGAAGAUGGACUUUGCAGCUGGGGACCGCAGCCAGGGGAUUCUCAGAAGGUGGGAAAGGUAUUAGAUGUAGUUCUUCUGUUCCCAGUUCCAUACCUUCUGUUGAGGAUGAAGUGGAUACAAGAGAAAAUGAGAUUGUUGUCCCUGACUUCAGUAACCGGAAUCCACGUAACUUGGAACAGCUAGCUCUAGCAAGGAAAGAGCGAGGCUGGAAAACCACAUGGCCAACAAAAGAGUUUUGGCUUAGGUUACGACUUGAGCAAACACAGAAGCAUGUGGAGGCCUAUGUUGAGCACUGCAGUGGUCACAUUGUAGUCUCUGCCUCCACUCGAGAGUGGGCCAUAAAGAAGCACCUUCAUAGUACAUCAGGUGCCGCAGCAUGUGAGAAUGUGGGGCGUGUACUAGCGCAACGCUGUCUUGAAGCAGGAAUCAACUUUGUGGACAUUGCCGCUACAAUUCCAUGGGAAAAACAUGGUGAUUCAGUCCAGAGGUUCCAAAAUGCUAUGACAGAGGGCGGUGUUACACUGAAAGAGCUGCGAAGAAUUUAUGAAUAAGUUAAAAAUUCAUAGGAGAUGGUGAGAAAUGCUGUAAAGUCUUUUAAGGACAGCAAACGUAUUUUCUCCCAGAGUUAUAAUAAUAUUGAAGUGUUUUAUGUUAAAUAAAAAAAAUCUAAUAAACUGGUGCUGAUGGCAA